UUUACAUAAGAUAACUGGGUCACCUGACUAUUGUAUCUCCUUUCAAAAUAUCUAAAAGAAUAAAUAAUGCUGGAAUAAAAAUGAGAUCCUAUAGACAUUAUUCAAUCGGCAAGUGUCCUUAAUUACAUUUAAUCGAUUCCCAACUGCGAAAAUAUGGAAUUUGCACAAAAAAAGGAAGGAAUCGAGAUAAUAGUAAAAAUUUAUUUAACGUUAUCGGCUGUCGAAUAUAAAAUAUUCAUCGGUUAGAUGUAGCGUCGGUCGUUAGUAAAACUAACGGGCAGCUAACGACGACAGUAUCUUUCACAGGAGAUCGAAACCAGCAACGAGUGCAAACUGUCCCUUUGUAGAGAUAAAUUGCUUCCACGAAACGUAUUUUAAAGUUCAUUGAUUCAGUUCCCAGUUAAUGUGAAUGCGAAGUAUUUUCAUUUUAAAAUUAGAUGACAACGGGAAUGUAUAUAUGUAGAUUCUUAUUUCUAUCCUCGGGUUCUUCAACUUGAAAAACAAUUCUCCACGAACGAGUGCACUCUCGCCGGAAGCGAAUGCCCCGAAGCAGAAUGCUCACUCGUUUAGGAAGACAACACCCAAGAGAAUUUUCUGGUUCAUUGAUAUUCAAGUAUUCGAAUUACAAGAGAUCCUCAAGGCGCUUAGCAGUCCAUUAAGUCGCGCAAAAUCGAUCAACGGCGCCGGUGGGGGAAACGUGGAGACGACGGCGCGAAUGUAAUAUUUAUUCAGUUAUUCUAGGAAUGUAGAAGCUCGCUUAUGUGACUCCUCACGGAAUUCGUUACUGUAACGCGUAGAGCUUUCGAGCAAGAAAGAAUUCCAGAUUUCAACUAAAGUACAUUUCCCUGCUUCCAGAUAAAUUUCGUUUGCCUUAGAGAUUUAAUUUAAGAUUCUUUUCAGAUCGUAUAAAAGUCAACUGAUAACGCGUUUCGAAAAUGAAUAAAAAUGGUUGUUAAGGAAACAAGUUGAAAGUUUUAUUGCCACGCCGUUUGUCAAUGUCUUCUCUCUAAAGUCUUCCUAUCUAUCUAUCGAACAGAAAAGAGCAACAACCUAAUUCUAUCAACUCUGUUUUAGUGCCAUUAUUCUUUUGAUAAUUAUCGAAGAUGCAACAGCUGGCACGAUUUAUUUGCACAGAUGGACAUGUAAAAUGGUCGUUGUUCCAGUCGCGGUGGUGGUGACAUUUUUCAUCUGCUGGGCGCCGUUCCACGCCCAAAGGCUGAUGGCUAUCUACGUAAAGAACAGCAGAGAUAAGACGAUACAAAUAGUCUAUACGAUCCUCAUGUACGUGUCGGGGGUGUUUUAUUUCCUGUCCACGACGGUGAACCCGUUGCUCUACAACAUCAUGUCCAACAAAUUUCGAGAGGCUUUCAAGCGAAUUGAAGUCCACUUUCAGUCGAUGCUGUCGAAUCACUGCGGCCGAAAAUCUGUCCCGCGGCAGCCGACGUACAGCAGCCUGUCCCGUUGCCCGCGCUCUACGUUUAGGCAGACGGACGAUCGUCAGAAUUCGCCGUCGAUCUCCGUCAGCGACGACAACCAAAAGCUUUGCCUUACGCGAACUACGAACGUGUCCGAGCUGAACGGCUGCAUGGAACGGAACGGUCACGAACGGUUAUCCGGCUCGAGGGUCAACAGGGGCAGUCGCGAGUACGGCAGAAGCGCGUCGAGGGGAUCGAACUCCAGUCAAUUAACCACGAUGACGACGAUUAGCAGGGGUUUCAACGAGGGUAACAACAACGUCGCCGUCGGUCACGUUAACGAGUGUCUGUUGAAGAUCCGAAGGCCACCGAGAGCUGUUACUCUUGGGUUACUGGCUGAAAGACUGAGACAGGGAACCAAAGGGCUGUUCUCCAGCCAGCAGAAGAACGCGGAAACGAAACCGGAGGUACUGCCGCCUUUUCAAAGCCAUCCGAGCAUCGAGAGCGCCAACACGAUCAGCAACUCAAGUUUGCAGGACUACGACGAGACGGAAUUCACCGGCACUGAACUGGCUCGAUACAUGGGCGAACUGAACAACGAACUGAUCACUUAACAUUCGGUUUAUCAAGAACGUAACCGUUACUCCGUUUUGGUGCGAAUACUCUAUCUCGUUCAAUACCGAUUGUUAGAGAAUCUCGAGAGGCUUAGAAUUUGAAUUAGUAAACGAUCCAGAAUGUUUGUAUAUUUAUAAACAGAACGAACGACUCUAAAAUUAGAGAAGUGAAACUGUUACCAUAACGUAAAUGUUUAAAACUGGAAACUAAAGAACGUAUUGUAAAUAAUAUCAUUCGCAG
Messenger RNA from Ceratina calcarata, 2270 nucleotides. RefSeq lists its product as uncharacterized. Gene Ontology annotation, cellular component: plasma membrane. Gene Ontology annotation, biological process: neuropeptide signaling pathway. Bases 1148 to 2029 code for a protein of 293 amino acids. Gene Ontology annotation, molecular function: neuropeptide receptor activity. The transcript has 3 exons. NCBI's taxonomy places the organism in Eukaryota, Metazoa, Arthropoda, Insecta, Hymenoptera, Apidae. The record is from RefSeq and is a predicted model, not a curated record.